GAAUACAUUUACCAUUAAUCCACAGACCAGUCUCUCCCUGUGUUGUUCCUGAUGUUCAGGCUUCACCGUAUGCUGUCAUGUCUGCGCCAGCCUCUGGUGCAAAGAUUUGGGACAAAUGGCGACAAAUCGCAUGGAGAGAGCCUCCGUCACGGUAUGGGCAGUAGCAAGGUUUGGGAUAACAUUUACUCAAGUAAAAACACCAAGGAUUCUUCACAUUUUGACUGGUUCUGCAGCUAUAAAGAUUUACAAGAUCUUCUGCUUCCGCUUCUACAUGAUAUGGCCCCAACCAUGAACCAUUCUGGCCAACCCUUGCAUGUGCUGGAUCUAGGAUGUGGCACCUCAGAUGUUGGACUUGGCCUGCUCUGCAACUCUCCCAUUCCUCUACUGAUAUCCUGCGUAGACCGGUCCAAACCUGCUGUACUUGCUAUGAGGGAGCAUUUUAUGCACAGUCCUGUUAUGCCGAAGCAUAAGUAUUCACAUCUUGAAUAUGUUGAAGGUGACGUGACAGAUCUGCAUCAUGUUCACUCCAGUAGUGUAUCACUUGUAUUAGAUAAAGGAACCUCUGAUGCUCUUCUGCGCUCAGGAACAGAACCGGCACAAAGACUGGUGAGGGAAGCUCUUCGAGUUCUGCAGGUGGGAGGUAAAUUGGUUCAGCUCACAGAUGAAGAUCCGGAUGCUAGACUUGGCUUUUUUGAGAAAGUUGGAGCAGGACCGGCUGUGACAUUUCAUGACCUUGGAGAGAAGCAUGGUUUGACAUACUAUGCGUACAUUGUGACACGAUCUUCAUAAGAUAAGCCACUGCCGUCAUGCAGAAAGAGCUCAUUACGAUCGCUUUGGACAAUGGUUAUAACUUAAUUAUGAACUGUUAAUUAUGUCAACAAAAAUUAAAUUUAAUCACCAUUAUGAAUUGCCAAAAAUAUACAGUAUGCAAUUCACAUUAUCUGGGCCCGACUAUUUACCCUGAUAAGUUCUUUGAUGUCAGUAGUGCUAGGAACUAAUAAAAUAAUAAUGCAAGAAUAUGAACACACCAUAAGAUAGAUGAUAGAUCCUGUAUAUAAGCUGAAAUACCCCUUUAAAGGGGUACUCCACCCCUAGACAUCUUAUCCCCUAUCCAAAGGAUAGAGGAUAAGAUGUCAGAUCGCAGGGGUCCCGCCAAUGGCGACCCCCAGGAUCUCGGCUGCAGCCCUCACCUGUUGCGCCUUCCGGAAACGCUGGAGGCUUCGGCUCCCGACCACGGUGACGUGAGAUCGUGACGUCACGACUCGGACCAC
Molecule: messenger RNA, 1271 nt
Organism: Hyla sarda
Lineage: Eukaryota; Metazoa; Chordata; Amphibia; Anura; Hylidae
Gene: CSKMT
Product: citrate synthase lysine methyltransferase
Exons: 2
Coding region: 52-789 (245 amino acids)
Molecular function (GO): S-adenosylmethionine-dependent methyltransferase activity
Source: RefSeq, a predicted model, not a curated record